Molecule: messenger RNA, 463 nt
Organism: Neomonachus schauinslandi (Hawaiian monk seal)
Lineage: Eukaryota; Metazoa; Chordata; Mammalia; Carnivora; Phocidae
Gene: CCL17
Product: C-C motif chemokine ligand 17
Exons: 3
Coding region: 1-300 (99 amino acids)
Biological process (GO): positive regulation of ERK1 and ERK2 cascade; cellular response to interleukin-1; monocyte chemotaxis
Cellular component (GO): extracellular region
Molecular function (GO): CCR chemokine receptor binding; chemokine activity
Source: RefSeq, a predicted model, not a curated record
AUGACCCCCCUGAAGAUGCUGCUCCUGGUCGCACUCCUCCUGGGGGCUUCUCUGCAGGUCACACACGCAGCGCGAGGGACCAAUGUGGGCCGGGAGUGCUGCCGAGAGUACUUCAAAGGAGCCAUUCCUCUCAAAAGGCUGAAAAUGUGGUACAAGACCUCAAGGGAGUGUCCCAAGGAAGCCAUCGUGCUUGUAACUGUCCAAGACAAGCUCUUCUGUUCGGACCCCAAGGACACGAGGGUGAAGAAAGCAGUCAGAUAUUUAAAAAGCAUGUGGGACCCCGGGCUCCAAGAAUCCUGAUUUUUGCCUGGACCAUUUGGAGACCUCCAGCCUCAGUGUUCACUACCCCAACCCCGAGCUGCCUGAGUCCAGGGGAGGCCCUACAAGGACAAAGGGGACCCCUGCCCCCUUUUCUGGACUGGAACGAUAGCAGAAAGAGCCCAGAUUAAAGUCUCUCCUUCGU